AUGGGCCUUGAUCCUCGUUGGGAUGAUCUUAUCAUGACAUGUGUUUCUUCAGUAUCGUAUUCUUUUCUGGUGAAUGGCACUCUCAAAGGUUAUUUACAUCCUACCUGUGGAGUUCAUCGAGGUGAUCCACUGUCCCCCUAUCUCUUUCUCCUAUGCGCCGAGGGACUUUCAGCUCUCAUUGCUAAGCGGGAAAGAGAGGGAUGUUUCCGGUGUAUUUCUCUGUGUCGGGGGGCCCCAUCUGUUAACCACCUCCUUUUUGCAGAUGAUGGUUUUAUUUUUGCCCGUGCCACAGUUGAUGACUGCCAUACUAUCCGUGAUAUACUUGCUAACUAUUCUCAAGCCUCGGGACAACAAGUCAAUCUGUUGAAAAGCUCACUUUGCAUUAGCAGUAAUAUUAGAAGACCCAACCAAGACCUCCUCGUUGCGACACUUGGAGUGCAAAGAGUGGAUUUUCAUGACCGUUACCUCAGGUUUGCCUACUUUGAUCGGAAGAGAUAA
Messenger RNA from Prunus persica (peach), 498 nucleotides. RefSeq lists its product as uncharacterized. The transcript has a single exon. The record is from RefSeq and is a predicted model, not a curated record. Lineage: Eukaryota; Viridiplantae; Streptophyta; Magnoliopsida; Rosales; Rosaceae. Bases 1 to 498 code for a protein of 165 amino acids.